Molecule: messenger RNA, 669 nt
Organism: Danio rerio (zebrafish)
Lineage: Eukaryota; Metazoa; Chordata; Actinopteri; Cypriniformes; Danionidae
Source: RefSeq, a predicted model, not a curated record
AUGCAGAAUGAGAUUGUGGUGGAGAAGGAGCAGAUGAUGAAAAAGAAGAAGGUGGUGGUGAUGGAGGAGAAGGUGGUGGAGAAAAAGGAAGAACAGAAAGAGAUAAUGCAGAAGGAAGAGGUGGAGAAGGAGGAGGAGGUGAUGAAAGAGGAGAAGGUGGUGGAGGUGAUGAAAGAGGAGAAGGUGGUGGUGGAGAAAAAGAAAAGAAAAGAUACCAGCACCCGACUGUCAGAGAAGGAGCUCUGGAGAAGGAAAAUUAUCGCCAGAAGGCUAUCUGCAGCAAAGUUUCUGUUUGAGCAAAUAAAGGAGGAGGAGGAGGACAAGAUGAAAGCUGAGGAAGAGAACAAUGAGGAGAAAAUAAAAUACAUUGGAAAGGAGGAGGAGGAGGAGGAGGUGAAGAAAAAGAGAAGGAGGAGGCGGCCAAGAAAAAACUGCAUGUUGGAAGAAGUGGAGGAGAUGGAAGGAAAGGAAAGUGAGGACAAAGAGAAUCACAUUGAGGAGAAAGAGCAAAUGAAUGACAUUGAAAAGGAGGAGGAGGAGGAGGAGGUGAAGAAGAAAAAGAGAGGAGGAGGCGGCCAAGAAAAAACUGCAAAGUGGAAGAAGUGGAGGAGAUGGAAGGAAAGGAAAGUGAGGAGGUGGAGAAUCACAUUGAGGAGAAAGAGCAAAUGA